Messenger RNA from Phalaenopsis equestris, 698 nucleotides. Its product is annotated as transcription elongation factor SPT4 homolog 2-like. The transcript is spliced from 7 exons. Gene Ontology annotation, molecular function: RNA polymerase II complex binding; zinc ion binding. The coding region runs from base 1 to 519 and encodes 172 amino acids. The record is from RefSeq and is a predicted model, not a curated record. Gene Ontology annotation, cellular component: nucleus; DSIF complex. Gene Ontology annotation, biological process: chromatin organization; regulation of transcription elongation by RNA polymerase II; mRNA processing. NCBI's taxonomy places the organism in Eukaryota, Viridiplantae, Streptophyta, Magnoliopsida, Asparagales, Orchidaceae.
AUGGUUGAUUGUGAAGUUGUGCCUAGUGACGAAAUGUGGCGGAAGGCGACAAACUGUGAGAGAAAUGGGGAGCGGGAAGAGAAGCGAGAGCGGGGACCGAGCUUCGCUCAGAUCCCCACAAGCUUUGGGCACGAACUUAGGGCUUGCCUCCGUUGCCGCCUGGUCAAGACCUACGACCAGUUUAGGGAAUCGGGUUGUGAAAACUGCCCGUUCUUAGAGAUGGACAAGGAGCAUGACAAUGUGGUGAACUGCACCACACCGAAUUUUACCGGGAUAAUUUCAGUCAUGGAUCCUACUAGAAGUUGGUCGGCUCGAUGGCUGAGAAUUGCCUGCUUCCUCAAGUUCUGUUGCUUGUACCUGUUACAUCAAUUACAUCUAAGGAACAACGGAUCUCCCAGGUAUACAGGAAGGUUUAUCCCUGGGUGCUAUACACUUGCAGUUUCUGAGGAACUUCCAGAAGAAUAUCAGAAUAUUUGUGCGGAUAACAACGUGCAAUAUGUUCCCCCAAAACGUACAUGAACUGUAAGCUUUUCGAUUUGGGUUGAUUUGCCUGCUCGUCUUAUUAUUCAGUUUUCAAGCAGAAUGUAAUUCAUAUGACAAGAUUUGUGUCUAAUUCCUCUUGAGAAAUUUAUAGUGGAUGUAAUUUUUAGUUUUUUGUUUAUUUCCAAUCAGUUAUUAUAUAUGCUAGCAUUAUUUAC